Sabethes cyaneus is the source of this 3367-nucleotide messenger RNA. It is a transcript of the gene ksr, whose product is annotated as kinase suppressor of Ras 2. Gene Ontology annotation, molecular function: ATP binding; protein kinase activity. Gene Ontology annotation, biological process: protein phosphorylation. The record is from RefSeq and is a predicted model, not a curated record. The coding region runs from base 51 to 2936 and encodes 961 amino acids. Lineage: Eukaryota; Metazoa; Arthropoda; Insecta; Diptera; Culicidae. The transcript has 2 exons.
UUUGAAAUAGGUAUUGCAAAGAUUUAUUGUUUGUGGCAAUCGAUUUUACAAUGGCCGAGAUAGAUGGUAAUCCAUGUGUAAAAAAUGAUCAUGAAAUAAACAUACGCCGAGGCCUGGAUGUCAUACAAAGUAUGAUAGAUAUUUCUGCAGAUCGCCUCGAAGGGCUAAGGACACAAUGUGCUACAAGCGCCGAACUCACUCAACAAGAAAUUCGUACUUUAGAAACAAAACUCGUAAAAAUGUUUUCGGAGUUGCUUCUUACAAAAGCAAAGUUACCAGAAAGAUUGCCUAGUCGUGGACUUCCUACUGCUGGAAACGAGCUAAGACAAUGGCUACGAGUUGUAGGGCUAAGCUCUGCUUCAGUAAACGCUGUGAUACAAAAGGUUAAUUCGUUGGAGUUACUCCUUGAUAAAAAUGAUGAUGAACUGCGUGAAAUAUUAGCCAACAACAUUAAUGCCCGUGAUGAGGAACUUCGUCGUUUAGUUCGUGCAAUGAAUAACCUUAAACGAUGUCGUGGUCAGCUUCAUUCAGGUGAUUUGAAGGACCCUUUGGAUUUAUACUGGGAUUCAUGGGAUCGUCAUCCUUCUCAUCACCGUGCAUCUCCCAGAAUUAAUCGUGCACAACCGCGAAUCGGAGUAAAACUUUCACAACCCAUUCACCGUUGUAACGGAGUAAUACAAAAUCCUAUGGAUGUAAUUCCUGCAGUGACACCUUCGCCAGAUAUUAUUCCAGAACGAUUACUACAUCCCCACAAUAUAAUUUCACCGGAUGAAGGUUCCACCUACACACUAACUCCAUCACCGUCUCCUCCAAAUUCUCCUUCAAAUGUGUCAUUGACAAAACAAGCGAAGAAAGGGUUUCCAACCACGCCACCACCGAAGAAAAAACAUCAAACACACAUCCGGCAUACUGCUUCUCAACAAACUAAUACGCAACAGCAGCAAGUGUUACAUAAUAAUAACUGUAUUAAUGCGAUCAAUCCAAAUGUUAAUGUACAUACUGAACAGUUUGCAACGCUAACGAAAUCCAAAUCACACGAAUGGCAAUUCUUGCCAAAUCAGCCUCUACAACUGACGGAGCCAUCGGUUAACAUCAAUCAGCAAAAUAUGGUCAACUCUAAUAAUAUUACCCCAAGUUUACAACCACAGGCAAUCACUACAACGGUUGGUAAUGGAAGCGUUUCAACGAUGCCGGCAGUACGGACACGCUUACAUACAGAACCGACUCUUGAUCAACAGCAAACCCACGAACUUAUGGAAAACACCAUAUCUUCAUUUCAUAAUCUUUCUAUUCCACCGAAGUCUCCCUGUACACCAAUCAUUACACGAGGAAUGGGUCACAUGAUUCAACACCGUUUCACUAAAAAGUUAAAAGUUAGUACCUGCAAUCUAUGUAACAAACAAAUGAUCUUUGGUUUAAAAUGUACAGAAUGUAAAUAUCGAUGUCACAAAGAUUGCAAAUCAAACGUUCCCCCAUCUUGUGGGCUGCCGCAAGAGUUUGUGGAGGAGUUCAAGAAAAGUUUACAGUCUGAUACGCUAAUGCCGAACAUAUCACCAAAUCUCGGCAGUCGCAGUAUGUACACACGAGAUCGUAGUCGCGUUCCUGUACAUGGAAUACAUGCAGGUCCCGAUAGCAGCUCCGCAGGAUCUAGUUGCAAUAGUUCGUCUCCUUCCAGUCCAGCCUUGUUAUCUCUGCCUCCGCAAACUCCCGCAGCAUCAAAACACUUGCAAUUUAAUUUUCCAGAGGUUUCAACUGGACACAAUUUAAAUCAUAUUGCAGAAAAAGAUGGGAUAAUGAUCGAAACUCAUUCAAUUAAUAAUAAUCUUAAAUCUAGUGGCAUUGACCUAAUCAGUCAAGGCAAUAAAAUUCCCAAAGUUUACCUUUCGAAGCUUCCAGAAUCGCAAAAAAGUAACGAUAGUGAUAAAACUGGUUCUACUAGCGCUGCCAGCACUGAUUCCUCUUCGGAACGUACACCUAUUCGACUUGAUUCAACAGAGGAACGUGAAAACGAUAAUUGGCCCAGACAAAAUAGUCUGUCACUCAAAGAAUGGGAUAUUCCGUACGAUGAUCUUAAGUUACUAGAAAAAAUUGGAAACGGUCGUUUUGGUACAGUCCAUAGAGCUCUUUGGCAUGGUGAUGUAGCUGUAAAGUUACUUAAAGAAGAUUACGUAGCAGACGAACGAACUCUGGAAGCAUUUAAAUUGGAAGUGGCUACAUUCAAAAAGACUCGUCAUGAAAAUGUAGUAUUGUUCAUGGGCGCAUGUAUGAAACCUCCACGAUUGGCAAUCGUAACAUCGUUAUGUAAAGGCAAUACCUUGUAUACACAUAUUCAUAUUCGGAAAGAUAAAUUCAAUCUAAACCGUACUACAAUCGUCGCCCAGCAGAUUUCACAAGGAAUGGGGUACUUGCAUGCGCGUGGCAUUGCUCAUAAAGACUUGCGAACAAAGAACAUAUUUUUAGAAAAUGGAAAAGUGAUAAUAACAGAUUUUGGUCUUUUCAGUGCCACAAAACUUUCUUAUUGUGAUCUAGGCUUAGGAAUUCCGAGCGGCUGGUUAUGCUAUUUAGCACCAGAGUUGAUGCGUAAACUUACCUCGUAUCGUCCGGUUGAUGGUGAUUUGCCUUUCUCAAGAGCUUCGGACAUUUAUGCAUUCGGAACGGUCUGGUAUGAACUGCUUUGCGGAGAAUUCCCGUUCAAAUACCAGCCGCCAGAAUCCGUCAUAUGGCAAGUUGGUCGCGGAAUGAAGCAGACUUUAGCAAACCUUCAAGCGUCGAGAGAUGUAAAAGACAUUUUAAUGGUCUGCUGGACUUAUCAGGCUGAUGACAGACCAGACUUCGCUAAACUUUUGGCAAUGCUAGAGCGGUUACCAAAAAAAAGGUUAGCUCGUUCUCCAUCUCAUCCAGUGCAGUUAUCACGAUCAGCCGAGUCAGUUUUCUAAAAACGGCAAAAUAUUAGUUUUCGUAUCGUACGUAUAUUGAUAAUAAUUCAAACCGUGAAAGAGCAACAAAUUUUGAUCUGUCCUUUUACCAGUAAAAACAAUGCCAGGCUAACUUUGGGUUUGCAAAAAAACUAGCAUAAUAAAAAUUAAGUGAAACCAAAUGUCCUCAAGAUAUCAGAAUAAUUAGGAAGAUAUAUGUUAAUAAGAGGGUUGCGCAAAUGGUCUCAGCUAUUAUAAAGUUGUUAGGCGCGACAAUACAUAAAACGCAAAUAAUUUAUUAAACACUCUCUACAUAAAGACGCUUACUCGAAGAAUAUAUUGGAUUCACAUUAUGGAAUAAAUAUAGGAACCUGACAUGUAGCAUACUAAAACCGUAUAAAUUCUGAGUAGAGUUAUUUUCAUCUAUGUUUUAUUUUUACGGCAAGCUACUC